Molecule: messenger RNA, 869 nt
Organism: Tribolium castaneum (red flour beetle)
Lineage: Eukaryota; Metazoa; Arthropoda; Insecta; Coleoptera; Tenebrionidae
Gene: Gnpnat
Product: Glucosamine-phosphate N-acetyltransferase
Exons: 4
Coding region: 124-717 (197 amino acids)
Biological process (GO): UDP-N-acetylglucosamine biosynthetic process
Cellular component (GO): endoplasmic reticulum-Golgi intermediate compartment; Golgi apparatus; endoplasmic reticulum
Molecular function (GO): monosaccharide binding; glucosamine 6-phosphate N-acetyltransferase activity
Source: RefSeq, a predicted model, not a curated record
CUUUUUUUUUUUUAUUACAACCUUUGGGUAACAGGGCUGUACCAAGGUUAUUUCUAAUUUCCUCCAAUAUGUUUGGGUGGAAAUAACCAUAAACCUUCUUUUCCAACGCACACUUCGACCACGAUGGGGCUCGAACGACGAGCCUACAACCCUAAGGAAUUUUUAUUCGAUCCCGCCCUUUUGAAGGACCUUGACUGGGCUUCGGUCAGGGGCUACUUGUCCCCUUUUAUCACCAAUGAAGCCCCCGGAGAGGGCUGGCUUUGGGUCCGUCCCUUGCAAAUUGAGGAUUUUGACAAGGGAUAUUUGCAAAUUUUGGCCCAAUUGACCUCAGUGGGAAACGUGAGCCGACUUGAUUUUGAACGCCAAUAUUGGAAGAUGCAGCAGUCUGGUGGUUACUACAUCACGGUAAUUGAAGACACUCGGAGUAAAAAAAUCAUCGGGGCGGCCACUUUAGUUACUGAGUUUAAGUUUAUCCACAAUUGUGCCCUUCGGGCCCGAUUGGAGGACGUAGUUGUGAAUAAUACCUACAGAGGGAAGCAGUUGGGCAAAUUGAUUGUGCUAACUGUGAGUCUUUUGGCGAAGAAGUUGGGUUGUUAUAAAAUGUCACUGGAUUGUAAAGACCCGCUUAUUCCGUUCUAUAAAUCGAUUGGAUACAAGCUAGAGCCUGGAAAUGCCAAUUCGAUGAUCGUCCGUUAUGAAGUUGAUAAUCCCUCCUGACAAUUAGCCGCCAGUGCUGCCAAAGCUAAGUUGUAGUGUGGUGGCACUGGCGCUUCGGAAUUUUUGGUUGUGGUACCACUGUACUUAAUAAAGUGUUUGAAUAAAUUGUUUGUUUUUGGGGGGAAUAAAGUGAUUGUGUUAUCCACGGUUUA